Molecule: messenger RNA, 1799 nt
Organism: Linum trigynum
Lineage: Eukaryota; Viridiplantae; Streptophyta; Magnoliopsida; Malpighiales; Linaceae
Source: the annotation of a GenBank genome assembly
CUUCUCUCUCCUCAUCGCCCUCAAGGCUUCCUCUCUCUCUCACUUUUCUCAGAUCUCUCAAACGCCCAACCCUCAAAAUCCCAAAUCCUCUCGCCAAUCCUCUCCCAGCAGACAGACAGACUUCAUAUAAAUCCUUCAAGAACCUAUAAAAGUACCGUCUUUUCGAAAUCUCCUUCCCUCUCUCCCCCUUUCCUUUUUCCCUCCUUAAUUCGGAUAUAUUAUCCUCAUCACUAUACUCUCGACAUUCGAUUUCAAGAUUUCUCCCGAUCGCUCGUAACCUGGAACCCUAACUUGUUCUCACUUUCACGAUUUUGAUCUUCUGUUCUGUGCCUGGAUUGGGUUUGUGUGGGCAGAGUCUGUUUCUUCGAAUUGUGGGUGGAAAAAGGGGCACAAAGAGAGACGAGAAAAAAAACCUAAUUUUCAAAAGGAAAAAGAAAUAAGAUUUGAUUUUUGGGUUCUGGGUAUUCUUUUUGAGUUAAACCAAUUCAGGGAAGAAAAAAAAACCCUAUAUAUGGCGGAACAAGGAGGCUUGGAAGGGAGCCAACCGGUGGAUCUUUCCAAGCACCCUUCUGGCAUUGUACCCACCCUACAGAACAUUGUGUCCACAGUGAACUUGGAUUGCAAAUUGGAUCUUAAGCAAAUCGCUCUGCAAGCCCGUAAUGCAGAAUAUAACCCUAAACGUUUUGCUGCUGUUAUCAUGAGGAUCAGGGAACCUAAAACCACGGCGCUUAUCUUUGCCUCGGGGAAAAUGGUAUGCACUGGUGCUAAAAGUGAACAGCAGUCGAAAUUGGCAGCCAGAAAGUAUGCUCGAAUUAUCCAGAAGCUUGGUUUUCCAGCGAAAUUCAAGGACUUCAAGAUCCAGAACAUAGUUGGCUCAUGUGAUGUGAAGUUCCCAAUUAGGCUCGAGGGUCUGGCGUACUCUCAUGGUGCUUUCUCAAGUUACGAGCCUGAGCUGUUCCCUGGACUGAUCUAUAGAAUGAAACAGCCAAAGAUUGUACUCCUCAUUUUUGUCUCGGGGAAAAUCGUGAUUACAGGAGCUAAGGUGAGAGAUGAGACAUACACAGCCUUUGAGAAUAUAUACCCUGUGCUUACCGAGUUUAGGAAAAUCCAGCAAUGGUAUAUUCUCUCCCUCCUCCCCCUCCUCCCCCUUCACUGAUACUCCACAAAUCACUAACUCUUACGCUAGUGCUUCAAUGUUGAUGUUAAUGGUGCUCUUUGUAUUCAAUGCAGAUAUGCCUUCGAUAUGAUGGAGCUCUUGAUCUGUGAUGUCUAGGGAGCAUAUUGGACAUUUUCUGAUGGAUGGGGUCUUUUGGAAUUUGCAACUGUCCAUUGAAACAAGAGGGCGAACAAAUGGGAUUAUUAGGAGUUGGUGGCUGGGAGUGUUGAUGUUUGUAAUUAGGUCAAUCUUGGGGGUACUCCUGCCAAAAUUUGGGGACAGUUUUCUGUUAUAUGUACUUGGUAAAACUGUUCUCAGAGACUCGAUCCUUGAAGAAAGAAGCUAAGGGAAAAGAAAUGAAGAAAUGGGUUGCAAUUUUGGUGUCAGCUAAAAAUCAUAUGGUUUAAUUAUAUGGAAACGCGUAGCUGUUGGAGACAGGUUGCUCCUUUUCUGAUCUUGAACAUGAUUUGCUAAGGAUUUUUCAAUCCCCUCCUUCCUAGAAGGAUUGCUGGAUGACAGUUAACUCAUUUUGGUAUCUUGAAUUCUUGAUGGCAUUUGUCCCUUGUUGACCUCAUGAAAUAUUUUCAAUUUUUGCCGGAAGAAAAUAGGGUGUCGACGAAAAUACUAAAGUUUUGCACUCAAA